Molecule: messenger RNA, 1807 nt
Organism: Cynara cardunculus var. scolymus (artichoke)
Lineage: Eukaryota; Viridiplantae; Streptophyta; Magnoliopsida; Asterales; Asteraceae
Product: probable protein phosphatase 2C 66
Exons: 5
Coding region: 107-1612 (501 amino acids)
Biological process (GO): protein dephosphorylation
Molecular function (GO): protein serine/threonine phosphatase activity
Source: RefSeq, a predicted model, not a curated record
GCUGUAGAUCCAUCUUUCUUUUUCUUUUUCUUUUAAUGUCAUUUCGAUCUUCUUCUUGAUUUGUUACCAGCAACGUACAAAUUUGUAUUUAUAAAAUCCCCUUUAAAUGGGUACAUGUUAUUCCACCACCGGCGACGGCCGGCGAGAUAGAAAAGACGGUGGUGGCGAUGAAGAUGAUGAAACUGAUAGAUGGUGGAAGUCCAAAAGUGGUAGGAAGAUCAAUCGUAAACCCAUCGAUUUGAAGUUCAAAUUUGGUGGUGGCGGCGGCCGUGGCAGGGCGGCGGAGGAACGCGCCCUCCACCAGGUUCCCGGUAGACUUUUCGGUAAUGGGUCAAGUAGCAUCGCUUGUUUACAUACGCAGCAGGGAAAGAAAGGGACGAAUCAAGACGCCAUGAUCGUUUGGGAGAAAUUCGAUUCAACGAAUGAGGCGGUGUUUUGUGGAGUAUUUGACGGGCAUGGUCCGUACGGACAUAUGGUUGCUCGGAAAAUUAGGGACUCGCUUCCCGUUUUGUUGUCCACCCAUUGGAAAGCUACUUCAGAUAGCGAAAAUGGCGAUGCCAAUGGAAGCGUGCACGAUGAUGAAGAAGAAGAUAAAUGGUGUGAAGAAUUGGAAGUCGAAGAGAAAGAUCGAGUGCCCGAGAAGUACCUUUCACUUAAAAAGUCGAUAUUAAAAGCUUUCAGGUUAAUGGAUACAGAACUUAAAACACAUCCAUCGAUCGAUUGUUUUUGCAGUGGAUCAACUGCGGUCGCUUUGAUCAAGCAGGCUCAGGAUCUUAUAAUCGGAAAUCUUGGAGACUCGAGAGCGGUGUUGGCAACGAGAGACGAUGAAAAUGCGUUAGUUGCGGUUCAAUUGACCGUUGAUUUGAAACCCAAUCUCCCAAGAGAAGCAGCUCGGAUUCAGCAAUUCAAAGGACGGGUUUUCGCGUUGCAGGAUGAGCCAGAGGUUGCACGCGUGUGGUUGCCGAAUAGCGAUUCUCCUGGUUUGGCGAUGGCUCGAGCUUUCGGGGACUUUUGCCUAAAGGACUUCGGCUUAAUUUCCGUUCCAGAUGUUUAUUACCACCAUAUCACCGAUAAAGACAAGUUUGUCGUUCUUGCAACUGACGGGGUAUGGGAUGUUCUCUCGAAUAAAGAAGCUGUGGACAUCGUGGCGGCCGCCCCUAGCCGAUCAACCGCCGCCAGAGCUCUUGUCGAUUGUGCCACAAGGGCAUGGCGGCUGAAAUAUCCCACGUCCAAAAACGACGAUUGUGCUGCCGUAUGCCUAUUUCUUGAUCCAAAACCUGUGCCCGGUUCACAAAAGAUGGAAACCAAAGAACCUGAUAUUGGUAUCGUUCCACACGAACCUGCAACUAAUCCAACGGUUCUUGAGCAUUCAGGCACCGUUAGAGAUUCAAGCGAGAUCGUGCCGUUUGUCGAGCCGCCAGAAAACAAAUUGCCCGAAAAGGGUGUCGGUGGUUCGAAACGGAGCCUAGCUGAGUGCAUAACGAGUAACGAAGAUGAAGAAUGGUCGGCUCUCGAUGGCGUGACUCGGGUCAAUAGUCUGCUAAGCAUUCCAAGAUUCUUGACUGGUGAGAAAAGAUCAAACAGUUCAAGAAAACCUGUCAUCAAGAUUUGAUUUUUAAAGAAACCCAAAUCUUUUUAUGUGAUAUAUUUGAGGUUAAAGUUAUCAAGAUUCAAGAACAGUAGGCAUAGAUUUAAAAUUUUCUUGGUGAUGCUUCUGAUUUUUUGUGUAUAAGCAGGUUUUUGAUCUGUUGUUAUUGUUAAAGAUACAGAUUUUGUGUUGUUUAUAGAAAUAUACAGUAGAUUUUGA